Osmerus eperlanus (European smelt) is the source of this 1167-nucleotide messenger RNA. RefSeq names its product gonadotropin-releasing hormone II receptor-like. NCBI's taxonomy places the organism in Eukaryota, Metazoa, Chordata, Actinopteri, Osmeriformes, Osmeridae. Bases 1 to 1167 code for a protein of 388 amino acids. Gene Ontology annotation, biological process: cellular response to hormone stimulus; G protein-coupled receptor signaling pathway. The transcript has 3 exons. Gene Ontology annotation, molecular function: G protein-coupled receptor activity; protein-hormone receptor activity; peptide binding. The record is from RefSeq and is a predicted model, not a curated record. Gene Ontology annotation, cellular component: plasma membrane.
AUGGAGGGAAAUGUGUCUAUUAUGUGGGCGAACCCCACAUCCCCACCAGAAAACAACACCUUCCUGGGGUCCUUUAGUAACUCCUCCUCCAUCCCACCUCCUCUGGACUGGGAGGCCCCCACCUUCACGGUCGCGGCCCAGUUCCGGGUCGCGGCCACCCUGGUGCUGUUUGUCUUCGCUGCCAUCAGCAACCUCUCCGUGCUCAUCAGCGUCACCUGCGGGAGAGGGCGCCGUCUCGCGGCCCACCUUCGGCCGCUGAUUGGCAGCCUGGCCUCGGCCGACCUGGUGAUGACCUUUGUGGUGAUGCCCCUGGACGCCAUCUGGAACAUCACCGUGCAGUGGUACGCCGGGGAUGUCAUGUGCAAGCUCAUGUGUUUCCUCAAGCUCUUUGCCAUGCACUCUGCUACGUUCAUACUGGUGGUGGUCAGUCUGGACCGCCAUCACGCCAUCCUGCACCCGCUGGAUGCGCUCGACUCUGGGCGCAGGAACAAGAGGAUGCUGCUGGUGGCGUGGGUCCUCAGCUUACUCCUAGCCUCACCACAGCUGUUCAUCUUCAGGGCUAUCAAAGCUGAGGGAGUAGACUUCACUCAGUGUGUGACGCAUGGAAGCUUCCAGCACCGCUGGCAGGAGACAGCCUACAACAUGUUCCAUUUCGUGACACUAUACGUUUUCCCGCUGCUUGUCAUGAGUUUCUGCUACACCCACAUCCUCAUCGAGAUCAAUCGGCAGAUGCUUAAGAGCAAAGGUGGUGAAUCAUGCCUGAGACGAAGCGGUACAGACAUGAUCCCCAAGGCUCGUAUGAAGACCCUGAAGAUGACAAUAGUGAUUGUCGCCUCCUUCGUGGUGUGCUGGACACCCUACUAUCUCUUGGGGAUUUGGUAUUGGUUCCAACCACGCAUUCUCCGGAACAUGCCGGAGUACGUCCACCACAUUCUCUUUGUCUUCGGCAACCUCAACACGUGCUGCGACCCGGUCAUCUACGGCUUCUACACGCCUUCCUUCCGGGCGGAUCUGGCUGAUGUGGUUGCGUGUUGCUACGGCCGCCAACAUGACAACGCCUCGCCAAGGUCCAUGGAUCAUCUCUCGGGUAGGAGGGGCAGGCCCAGUGCGGAAGCAGAAUCGUCUGACAACCCCAGUGGUGACCAUCCAAGUGGGAACCUAGGGUAA